GUUCGUAGAGGUUUCAGUCCAUGAUUGGCAUUGCAGAACAGAAACAACAUGGUGCAUACAAGGCAGAAAGGGUAACAAAAAAAAGCUCCACUUGUUUUUCCCACUGGAGAAAAGACAUCAAAAUCCUGGAUGGGGAAAUUACAACAGCUCACCGCACGUGCUCCCUAAGUUACAGUGCCGGGGCAUUCUCCCCAAAUACGCUCAAGCGGUGUUAGUAGGAACUCCUACCAUGGAGCCCCACACCAUGGUCGCAGAAAGGAGCUGCUUACAGAACCAGGGGAAAAGACAAAAGGUCACUGUUUCGGGCUCUAACAGGAAGAGGAGAGAAGUCCUGGGGCCACACGCUGGCCUCGGUGGCCCUCGUAGCUCCCAGGGAUCGGUGGACAGCACGCCCAGCCCCCCUUGUCCCCGUACUCACUCCACUCUGGGGCCCCGGGUCUCCCAAUCAGGGAACAAAACCCUGGCGGCUGCGGUGACUUCCCCACCCCGGCGCUGGAUGCGCCGCUAAUCCGCUCACAAAGCGCCCGCUGCCGUCCCAUUGUCUAUGCCCAGGCACAGGGGGCCAGCGGCGGGCCGGCUCUGGAACGUGCCAAGCGCAGGGGGCCGAGGGGUUAUAUACAGGAGGCCACGGCCGGGCCGCCGCCCUCACGGAGUCAUGUACCACCGCAGCUACGUGUUCCAGGCCCGCCGGGAGCGCUACGAGCGCUCCGCGGAGCCCGAGCGGGAUGCGAUCGCCGGGCCCCCUAGCCCCGCGCCGCUGCAGGGCCUGGGGGAGCGCGUGGCCGCCCACGUGCAGCGCGCUCGGGCGCUAGAGCAGCGCCACGCGGGGCUGCGCGGGCAGCUCGACACCUUCAGGCGCCUGGGCGAACUGGCGGGGCCCGAGGACGCCCUAGCGCGACACGCCGAGUCCAACCGGAGGCGCGCGGGGGACCUGGCGGCCGAGCGCACCCAGCUGCUGCGCCAGAGCGUGGAGGCACAGCGCGCGCUCGACGAGUUCAGGACCAAGUAUGAAAACGAGUGUGAGUGUCAGCUGCUGCUGAAGGAAAUGCUGGAGCGGCUAAACAAGGAAGCUGAUGAAGCCUUGUUGCAUAACCUGCGCCAACAGCUCGAGGCCCAGUUUCUGCAGGACGAUAUCAGUGUGACCAAGGACAGGAACAAAAAGAAUCUUCUGGAAAUCCAGACCUACAUUGGCAUCCUGCAGCAGAUCAUCCAAACAGCACCUCAGGGGCCCGCUAUCAUGUGUGAGAUGAGGGAGGAGAAACUCCUGACGGAACGAGAGGUGGCCUCACUGCAGAGCCAGCUGGAGGAGGGCCGGGAGGCGCUGUCCCACCUGCAGGCACAGCUCGCGGAGCUGCAGGCCCAGACCUUGGCCCUGGAGCAGGCAAUGAAAAAUGCCCACGAGUGUUACAAUGACAAGAUCCAGCUGUACAAUGAGCAGAUUGAGAGCCUGCGGAGGGAGAUCGAGGAGGCUGAGCGGACGCUGGAGAGGACUUCAUACGACUGCCGGCAGCUGGCAGUGGCCCAGCAGACCCUGAGGAACGAGCUGGACCGAUAUCAGCGCAUCAUCGAGAUUGAAGCCAACAGGCUGAGCUCCGCCUUCAUCGAGACUCCGGUCAUCCUGUUCACCCCGAGCCACAAGACUCCUCUCAGCCUGGGAUCAGGUGGGAAAGAUCUCGCCAGGACCUUGCAAGACAUCACAGCAGCUAAACCAAGGCAAAAAGGCCUCCCCAAGAACGUUCCAUGGAAGAAGGAGAUCAUAGCUCAGGAUAAAGCAGAUAAAAUUCUGGAAGACCCCCCGGUAAAAGAUCCGGAAGACCCAAAGCCAGGACAGGGGGCAGCUAAAGAGGAGGCUGAAUUCAGGUGUGAAUUGGGGGGUGGAGAAGCAAGCUCCUCAGUCCAGGGAAGGGGUCUGGAAGAUGUGCCAGACGGGGGGCAGAUCAGCAAAGCCCUCGGGAAACUGUGCAAGAAGGUCAAGGAAAGAGUGAGAAUCCACAGAGAACCAGCACCGGAGCCCCCCGCCGACCUCUACACCAAAGGGCGUCGCGUGCUGGUCACGGGGGAGGCCAGCUAUGUGGACCCUGGGUUCUGCUCCUCCUCCAUCCCCACUGGAGGUGGGGUAGUGAUUUCCAUUGAGGAAGGCUCUGUGUAUGGUAAUGGGCGCGUGGAGCCCUGUCCUGAGCAGCCCAUGCCACCUUUGGAGAAUGGACCAGGGGGUCCCCAGCGGGGAGAGGGGGAGCACACAGGAAACCAGCAGUCUGCAGACAAGGGGGAAGAGAUAAAAGCCCAGGAACCGAAAGACCCUGGGGUGAAGGACCAGGGCCAGAAGGAAGAGGAGAGCCCCAGGAGACCCUGUCCUGUGGCCAUACCCGGUCCAGAGGAACCAUCUACACCCCAGCCUCCAGGGCCUGGGUCCGCUCAGGAUGGAGAGGAGAGUAAGAGCAGUGGCCAGCCAGAAAGGGGCCUUCCCAGGCCUAUGGCUUUCAAGAAGGUAGAAAUGGUGGAAUCCAUUGAGCAGAUUUCAAUGGAGAGCAUCGAGACAUACGAGGAGACCUCUGGUCGUGGAGACCAUGACCGGGAAGACAAAGGUGAAUAAGAAACUGGGAGAGAAGGGCACGUAGGAUGGCUGGGCUCAGUGGAGGAGGAGUCGGUGGGCCGCUGUAGGGAAAUGCUUUGCUGUCUUAAGGCAGAUGGUAGCAGUGUAGUUCCUGUGUGGGUUUGACUAUAGAUGACUCACUGGUGUUAUCGGAGAACCUGCACUAAAAUGUUUUCU
Heterocephalus glaber (naked mole-rat) is the source of this 2770-nucleotide messenger RNA. It is a transcript of the gene Bfsp1, whose product is annotated as beaded filament structural protein 1. Gene Ontology annotation, molecular function: structural constituent of eye lens. Gene Ontology annotation, cellular component: cytoplasm; intermediate filament. The record is from RefSeq and is a predicted model, not a curated record. Gene Ontology annotation, biological process: lens fiber cell development. NCBI's taxonomy places the organism in Eukaryota, Metazoa, Chordata, Mammalia, Rodentia, Bathyergidae.